Messenger RNA from Pleuronectes platessa (European plaice), 4141 nucleotides. It is a transcript of the gene plpp5, whose product is annotated as phospholipid phosphatase 5. The transcript has 9 exons. Lineage: Eukaryota; Metazoa; Chordata; Actinopteri; Pleuronectiformes; Pleuronectidae. Gene Ontology annotation, biological process: phospholipid metabolic process. The coding region runs from base 382 to 1182 and encodes 266 amino acids. Gene Ontology annotation, molecular function: phosphatidate phosphatase activity. The record is from RefSeq and is a predicted model, not a curated record.
GAGCUCGUCUCCUCCGUGGCAUCUCCUCGUCUCCCUGAAUCCCACUGAUGUGCGACUUCCUCCCGGCGGCUGAACCAGAGGAUGUCUGGGCCUGUUUCGCGUUAACGUUGAGACAACGAUCCAGGAAACAUCCGCCUCUGUAAGGUCCGUGAGCUUCCCGGUGGUCGUCAAGGCGGAAAUGCCCCAGUGUCUUGCCUCGGAGAGACAGUGGUGCGGGUUUGUUGUGGUACGAAGAGCAGCUCCUUCGUUUGUUUGGUGUUGGUCGUGGAUUUUCCUUCUUUCAAGAGGGAUUUGAAAACUAAGGGACAAAGCCCCCAUCAACUGGACACAAGGUGGAAUGAGGAUGUCUGCUGUGGACUGAAAUCCAUACCGAGAAACAAUAUGAAGCAGAAGCUGCUUCGUGGUUUCCUUUCGGAAAUUUCCAUCCGAAUAGCGUUGUUGGUGGUGUUCCUUGUGACGGAGCAGCUUCCUCCUUUCCUCCGUGAGAUCCAGCCCGAGGAGAUGUGGUUGUAUAAAUUCCAUCGUGUGGAGAAUGACCACGUUCCCACCUCGCUCAUGUUUAGUGUGGCAGUUUUCACCCCACUGAUUGUCAUCGUGGUUUUCACCUUCAUGAGGAAGUCGGAGCGAGGAGAUCUGAAAGAAGCCUCGCUGGCUGUGACUCUGACUCUGGUGCUGAAUGGAGUUUUCACCAACGUCAUCAAACUGGUUGUUGGCAGGCCGCGACCGGAUUUCUUCUACCGCUGUUUUCCAGAUGGUCAGAUGAACCUGGAGCUGCACUGCACCGGUGACCCAGAUACGGUCAUAGAGGGCAGGAAGAGCUUCCCCAGCGGGCAUUCCUCCUUUGCCUUCGCAGGUUUGGGUUUCACAGCGUUCUACAUCGCAGGAAAGCUGCGCUGCUUCAACGUGGUGGGCCAAGGCAGAGCGUGGCGGCUGUGUGCCUUCCUCACCCCUUUGCUUGUGGCGACUGUUAUCGCCCUCUCCAGAACCUGCGACUACAAACACCACUGGCAAGAUGUGUUAGUGGGUUCUCUGCUUGGUCUCGUCUUCGCCUGGCUGUGUUACCGGCAGCACUACCCUCCACUUCAGGACCCCGACUGCCACAGACCUCUGCGUCACAGAGAGAUGGUUCCUGCUGCACAGGAGCGCAAGCUGGCCAACUCCAACUACAUCCUGCCCAUGUAGAGCAGCUGUAGCCGGAGAAUUACUCUUUGCAGGUGUAAUCUAUACUAGGUUACAUGGUAAUCUUUCUUACUCUGGUUUUUACACCCUUCAGGCCAGGCAGUAAAUCAGUAUUUAUUGUUAGUCGUCGAUCAUUGUACAUGUACGGUGGCAAUUUUCUUUUUGUAAGGUGACACGCAGUAUGUUUUCCAAACUGAAUUUAGAAAAACGAAUUCCUCUCGGGGGUUUUCUGGGACACAUGAGUACCGGAGAAUAACAACACAAUUUUAACAGUCGCAUGUGAUGAAAAUGAACUAUGCGGACAGCCUGGAGUGUGUGUUUCCGAACCCUAUAAUGAUGUCAAUACCUUCUGGAUGUUUUACUGGAGGUCUUCUGGUUGUCUUGACAUCGUUCUCCAUAUGGCUCAGCCCCACACACACACACACACCCACACGGACGCACACACCCUGUAUAUUGUGCCUAUGGGUGACAUGACUUUAAAUACUCCCAACAGUUGAGCAAGUCACUGAAACAACCACUGCACUAUUCGUCCACUGCCCAUCAAACUCUGGCUCAGCUGCUGGGACACAGUCUCUCCUGCAGGGCCACUAUUUGGAGAUGUUUUUGUAAACUUGCAACUUUCUAGCCAAGCAGGGUUGAGGUUAAAGGGAAACCUGUAUAUUUAUUUUAUCAUUUUAUUUCUCUGCAUGGCUGUUAAUUCUUGACCUCUCGCAACAGUAUAGGAUGAGUGUAAUGGAAGUUCAAAUAUCAUGUUUUCAACAGCGGCUCCUGGUGUCGGAGCUGGCUGAGGUGUCAUCACGUGACCUAAAUGUGAAACAGCGCCGCGAGACACUGAACAAGAAUAGAGUGUCAUGAGCAGAUGAUAUCAUUUCUCUCUAAGCACCAGAGCAGCCGCAGCAUCGAUUGACAUUAACCAUGAGUCAUGGUAUGGCAGGAGAAAGGUGAAGGAUGUUGCACGAAACCAAAACUGUGUUUAUGGACAUCUGCCCUCAUCGAGAGCCAGGCUUGUCUUCUGAGCGGCUCCAUUCGAACAGUCAAUGCCUUGCUCAAGGGCAGCUCUGUGACUGGAAUGAGGAAGAGAAAGGCACCCUCUAAUUCCUGUAGCCUGUAACUGUCCAGUCCCAAGUCCACCUCUUAUACCUGUAGAGAUGGAUACUAACGACCUGUCGUGACUUGACCAAACCUUCACAUUUAAUGUCACAUGACGACACAAGAGAGUGAGAUGUGAUGUGACAUUUGGAAAAGGCUUCAUGAGCCCAAUCCCUGGUAAAACAGCCCAGUGUAGCAGUUCCACUCAACUCUUCUUAGUAUUUGAAUGAUUGUAUGACACUUGAUCAUUUACUUGUUCUAACUGCACAUCACAUCUGCUGAUAUCAAUGUUCAUGUGACCCUAAAGCUCCUGUGAGACAAAAGUGUUGCUGCCUCAGUGGAGCUCAGGGGGACUUUAGGUCUGCUGCUUGUCACUGCACACUCCUCUGGCUCCUCUGCCAACAGAGCUAACGUGAGGAAGAGAGAUGAAGGUGCACAGGGGUUGGGUUUUUUGUGAUCACAGUGGAACCUGAUCAUUGUGAUGAGCCUGAGUGGGGUCGGACCCUAACCUCUCCCGGUGAUGGUGCUAGCCUCCCAGUUCUGUUGCUGGUCAGGUUUCCUAUCCCAUCAGUGGCAAAUGAAGAUUUUUUUAUUUUUUUAUUUUUUUCCUCUGUCAAUUCCAUCAACUUCAUUCCAGUCAAUUGUAUUUAGAUUUUUACUUAUUUGUGAUUUUCCGUUAUAUCUUUUAAUUAUGCAAAAUUGUUGCUUUCACGUAUAGACGACGCACAUUUUUUACUUUGAUGUUUUAUGCAGAUGGCAACAUGAGAGAUGACCAAACCUCCAUGUUUCUUGUUUGUUUGUGAACACAGCCAACAUGUUGCAGGGUCAGCACCUUUCGUUCAUUGCUGUGAAUCCGGCUUCGAGUGGCUGGAUCACAGUGGUUCAGACCAAACUUGGCAGAGAAAGAAAAUCAUGAAUUUGUGCCUUUUGUUUAAUGCAUUGCUUUAUGACUCUGUCCAUGAAUGAACUGUAAACUGCAUAUAUCAGUGUCUGAUCUCUGUUAUUUAUAGUUUCCUUUAAAUCUUUACUUUUUUGUUUUACAGUUUUUAGGAUUUACUUGUUAAGAGGUUUUAAUGUGGUUUGCGGCCUCCCUUUACCUCAGAAAAUAACACAUGUAAUUUAUUUCCAUACAUUCAACUGUACUUGUGAAGAUAUCUGUGUGAGAAGUGAACUAUUUACAACUGAUGGAAGAGGACGAAGAACCUUUCCUUUUACAGACAUUUGAGAGAAAUGAUCUCUUACUUUACUGGGUCUUUCUUAAAGGUAUUUAUGAGAUGAUGUACAGGUCUUUUUGUGUUUUAUUUUGGGGCAUGUGGGAGUUUACUUGAAGUUAGAAUAUUCGUUUCUAUACCUUAAAUGUGAUGACGUAAGUAAGAACCAUAUUUGUUGUGGGCACACAAGAUUCUGGAGGACCUUUCGGGUUUAAAAUAAAAAAAUAAAAUUAUAUUUUCCAGUUUAUAUGUUUCACAGCCACAUAUAAACAUUUUCCUCAUUAUUUUCUUUUAAAUCUCUGCAUCUACAUCUAAGUCCAUUAACUUAUGUAAUUAUCAGUACACAUACUCUAUCAGGUUGUUGAUCAGGUGUGGUCUUCAGAUCUACUGUCAGGAUGAGGGAUUAUGUGAAAACCUGCCAGUUUGCAUCAUUGAUGUCAUGCCCAUCAUAAUUUGCCUUGGCUUCUCUGACCAUUUUGAUCCUGAUUGUACAUGUGAUGCUUUAAAUGGAUCUUUUAAUGGCACAAAAUGAUGUUUCUAAAUUACCCUGCACCACAAAAUGUCCUCUGGUUCUUUUCUGUUAAUAGCGGGCACCUGUUUAUAGAAUAUGCAUUUUAGAGGAUACAUUGAAAAGUGAUCAAUAAAUGCUACAUUAACACAAA